This is a messenger RNA of Loxodonta africana (African savanna elephant), 2556 nucleotides long. Its product is annotated as disintegrin and metalloproteinase domain-containing protein 29. Gene Ontology annotation, molecular function: metalloendopeptidase activity. Bases 40 to 2433 code for a protein of 797 amino acids. Gene Ontology annotation, cellular component: external side of plasma membrane; sperm head plasma membrane; plasma membrane. Gene Ontology annotation, biological process: proteolysis; male gonad development. The record is from RefSeq and is a predicted model, not a curated record. The transcript has a single exon. NCBI's taxonomy places the organism in Eukaryota, Metazoa, Chordata, Mammalia, Proboscidea, Elephantidae.
UCUCUCCUGGGCCAAUGGCUCCAUGAUGAGUCCUCCAUAAUGACUAUGAGUGAAGACUUGUUGCACCUGAAAAUCACUGUCCUGCUGCCCUGGCUUGGGGUAUUGCUGUCCUUUUCUGGAAAAACCCAGGCUGAGCACUCCCCAGAAGUAGUGAUUCCCUUGAAGCUAACUGGUACCAGCAGAGGCAUGAAUGCUCCAGGGUGGCUUUCUUAUGGCUUGUACUUUGGAGGCCAAAGCCAUAUAGUGCACAUGAAGGUCAAGAAGUUUCUGCUAUCCAGACACAUGUCUGUGUUCACCUACACAGACCAGGGUGCACUUCUUGAGGACCAGCCUUUUAUCCAGAAGGACUGCUACUAUCAUGGUUAUGUGGAGGGGGACCUGGAUUCUCUGGUAGCCCUCAGUACCUGUUUUGGGGGCUUUCGAGGAAUGCUACAGAUAAAUGAUAAUUCUUAUGAAAUCAAGCCCAUAACGUUUUCUGCCACAUCUGAACAUCUAGUAUAUAAGAUGGACAAUGAUGAGACACAAUUCCCAUCCAUGAGAUUUGGCUUUAUGCAAGACGAAAUAGCACAUCAAUUGGAGUUUCAAGAUAUCUCUAAUUUAACUCUGAAGCAAAGUGCUUAUGAGGACUGGUGGACCCAUGUGUGGUUUGUUACAUAUACAGUGGUUGUGGACCAUACCCUAUACCUUCAUUACGAAAGGAAUACAUCAAAGUUGCAGGAGGAUUUAUACAAUGUUGUCAAUGUAGUAGAUUCCAUUUAUGAUGCAUUGGGUGUUAAUUUGUUAUUGUUUGGUAUUGAGAUCUGGACUGAAAAAAACUUUAUUGUAGUAAAUGAUGUAAAGAAUUCUCUUAGAGACUUUUGUCAAUGGACGGUCAAAAACCUUUCUCCCCGGCUACCAUAUAAUGUUGCACACCUCUAUAUGAAUCAGGCAUUAAGAGGAUUACCUGGUUUAUCAUUCCUCGGGGGAAUAUGUAAAAUGGGCUAUAAUUGUGGAGUUGUUUCCUUCCUUAAUUUAACUUUGAAAGACUUUGCAAGCUAUGUGGCCCAUGAACUUGGUCAUAGUAUGGGUAUGAAUCAUGACAAAGAUACGUGUACAUGUGGGCAAAAGUCAUGCUUAAUGAAUCCCCGAAAAAUUCCAUCAACCAGAUUUAGUAACUGUAGUUAUGCUUAUUGGUGGAAAACCAUUAUAGACAAUGGGAAAUGUAUGCGUGACAAUCCACAGACAGGAAACAUCCUUAUAAGGAAGCGUUGUGGGAAUGGUGUGGUUGAAGAAGGAGAGCAAUGUGACUGUGGAUCCUUCAAGUAUUGUGCAAAAGAUCCCUGUUGCCUAGCAAACUGCGUGCUGAGUCCUGGGGCUCGUUGUGCUUUUGGGCUUUGUUGUAAAGACUGUAAGUUUUUGCCAUCGGGGGAACUGUGUAGACAGCAGAUCAAUGAAUGUGAUCUUCCAGAAUGGUGCACUGGAACAUCCCAUCAGUGCCCUCAAGAUUUGUAUGUGCAGGAUGGGAGUCCAUGCUUGGAAGAGGGCUACUGCUAUGAAAAGAGAUGCAAUAACCGCAAUGAACAGUGUAAGGAAAUUUUUGGGAAAGGAGCAAAAAGUGCAAAUCAGAGAUGCUACAAAGAAAUGAACACCCAAGGUGAUCGGUUUGGUCAUUGUGGUAUAAAUCGUUCUGUAUAUGUGAAAUGUGCUACCUCUGAUAUACUGUGUGGGAGAAUUCAGUGCGAAAAUGUGACAGAAAUUCCUGCUCUGAGAGAGCAUUCUACUGUACACUUUCUUCACUUCAAUGGCAUCUCCUGCUGGGGUACUGACUAUCAUUUUGGGAUGACCAUACCUGAUAUUGGUGAAGUGAAAGAUGGUACAGAAUGUGGUCCAGGGAAUAUCUGCAUCCACAGAAAGUGUGUCCAAAUGUCUCUUUUGAAAAGUCAUUGUUCGGCUCAGACCUGCAACAUGAGGGGGGUCUGCAACAAUAAACAUCAGUGCCACUGUAAAUACGGAUGGGCCCCACCAAACUGUCUGAGUAAAGGUGCCGGAGGUAGCAUUGACAGCGGCGUACCCCCUCAGAAAACUGACAAAAGGUUUUACCUGUUACCUUUGUUGUUUAUUUUGUUGUUUCUUUUACUUUUUUGUUGUAUCUUCUUUUGCUGUAAGAAGUCUAAAAAAGAAAAGAAAAAGCCUCUGACUCAACCUCAGCUAACAGAACAAAUGUCUCAGACUCAACCUCAGCAACGUGCACAAAAAGUUGAGACUCAACCUCAGCAAGGAGAACAAAAAGUUGAGGCUCCACCUCAGCAAGGAGAACAAAGAGUUCAAACUCAAUUUCAGCAAAGAGGACAAAGAGUUCAGACGCAGUCUCAGAGGGGAAGACAAAGAGUUCAGACUCAGUCUGUGAAAUCGGAGCAGUCAGUGCGAAUUCCAGGAAUUAAACCCAAACCCUAAGAAAGAAAAAUUCUCUUGUGUUAAGAUUUAGCCUCCUGCAGUAGAAAUGUCAGUGCAUGUCUUCAGGAAACCAUUGGGAGAAAAGCUCACAGAUCUAUUCUCUGUCAGAAUCAAAAGUAUUUG